Molecule: messenger RNA, 3869 nt
Organism: Nerophis ophidion (straightnose pipefish)
Lineage: Eukaryota; Metazoa; Chordata; Actinopteri; Syngnathiformes; Syngnathidae
Gene: hadhaa
Product: hydroxyacyl-CoA dehydrogenase trifunctional multienzyme complex subunit alpha a
Exons: 21
Coding region: 75-2366 (763 amino acids)
Biological process (GO): fatty acid beta-oxidation
Cellular component (GO): mitochondrion; mitochondrial fatty acid beta-oxidation multienzyme complex
Molecular function (GO): enoyl-CoA hydratase activity; long-chain (3S)-3-hydroxyacyl-CoA dehydrogenase (NAD+) activity; NAD+ binding
Source: RefSeq, a predicted model, not a curated record
UCAUUAAACUUCCGGUAAUCAAUUGCGCCCUCUUGAGUGUGAAUUUGCUCUCCUUGCUGGACUGUCAGUUAAACAUGGCUGCCAGUCUUUCUGCCGGCGUUUUCUCUCGGUUUGCAACCAAGAAGUACCUCAUUUUGCCAGGCCAUGCAAGACGAUGCAUCUCAGUGUCUUCAUCACUGGAAGCUCGAACACAUGUCAGCUACGAGCUCAAGGACGAUGUGGCGGUUAUCCGACUCAACGAUCCAGCAUCCAAAGUGAACACACUGUCUGUGCAAAUGCAGUCUGAGUUGAAAGAAGUAAUGGGUGAGAUCUGGUCCAAUGGAGCUGUAAAAAGUGCCGUCUUCAUCUCCAGCAAGCCUGGCUGCUUCAUUGCUGGAGCGGAUAUUAAUAUGAUCACGGCCUGUAAGAGCAGCGAGGAGGUUAGCCGUCUCUCCCAGGAAGGUCAGAAGAUGUUUGAGAAGAUUGAAAAGUCUCCCAUCCCUGUUGUGGCUGCCAUCAAUGGCUCUUGUUUGGGUGGAGGCCUUGAGUUUGCCAUAGCCUGCCAGUAUCGCAUCGCUACCAAAAGUCCCAAAACAAUACUGGGGACACCAGAGGUCAUGCUUGGUCUGCUGCCUGGAGCGGGUGGCACCCAGAGACUACCCAAAAUGGUGGGUCUCCCUGGAGCGUUCGACAUGAUGCUGACAGGCAGAAAUAUCCGGGCCGAUAAAGCUAAGAAGAUGGGGCUUGUGCACCAGCUUGUGGACCCUUUGGGUCCCGGUGUGAAGCCUGCAGAGGAAAGAACAAUCGAAUACCUGGAGGAAGUAGCAGUUGGCGUGGCUAAGGGAAUAGCAAACAAGAAGGUUCCCCUCUCAAAAGAGAAAAGUCUCAUGCAAAAGCUCCAGGACACAGUGAUGGGUCUUGGUCCAGUGAAGAAAAAGAUCUACAACACUGUCAGUGAGAAGGUCCAGAAACAAACUAAAGGACUUUACCCUGCACCUGUCAAAAUCAUUGAGUCAGUCAAGACUGGAGUGGAGGAGGGAAGAGAAGCAGGUUAUCUGGCUGAAGCUGAGAACUUUGGGAAACUGGCAGUGACAUCAGAGUCCAAAGCCCUGAUUGGCCUCUAUCAGGGCCAGGUCACUUGUAAGAAGAACCGAUUUGGGACGCCACAGAAGGAAGUCAAGAGUCUUGCAAUCUUGGGUGCAGGUCUAAUGGGUGCAGGCAUCGCUCAGGUAUCCAUAGACAAAGGACUUCACACCAUAUUAAAAGACUCUGCAGCUGAGGGUAUCAGCAGAGGAGAAGAGCAGGUUUACAAAGGUUUGAACACCAAGGUGAAGAAGAGAGCACUGUCAUCAUUUGAGCGGGACACCACAAUGUCCAACCUUUCGGCACAGUUGGACUACACAGGCUUUUCGACCGCCGACAUGGUGAUAGAGGCUGUGUUUGAGGAUAUCGACAUUAAACACAAAGUCCUCAAGGAGGUGGAGGCUGUGAUCCCUCCUCACUGCGUGUUUGCCUCCAACACUUCCGCACUGCCCAUUAAGGACAUUGCUGCUGCCAGCAAACGGCCAGAAAAGGUGAUCGGCAUGCACUACUUCUCGCCGGUGGACAAGAUGCAGCUGCUGGAGAUCAUCACCACCGACAAGACAUCCAAGGACACGCUGUCUUCGGCGGUUAGCGUGGGUCUCAAACAGGGCAAGAUCGUCAUUGUUGUUGGGGACGGCCCUGGGUUUUACACCACUCGUUGCCUGGCUCCCAUGCUGGCAGAAGCUGUCCGGGUGCUUCAGGAAGGCGUUGGUCCAAAGAAGCUCGACAGCUUGACAACCAGCUUUGGCUUUCCGGUUGGUGCGGCAACGCUUGCAGAUGAAGUAGGCAUCGAUGUGGCAGCUCAUGUGGCUGAGGAUCUGGGGAAAGCUUUUGGCUCUCGUUUUGGAGGCGGGAAUGUGGAAGUCCUUAAGACAAUGGUGGCGAAAGGCUUCAAAGGCCGUAAAUCAGGAAAAGGCUGUUUCAUCUACGGCAAAGGCAAAAAAGACAAGAGUGUCAACCCCGAUGCUGAAAACAUCCUCGAGAAGUACCAUCUCUCUGCCCUUCCCGCAGUCUCAUCAGACUCUGACAUCCAGCACAGACUUGUGUCUCGCUUUGUGAACGAGGCCGUGCUGUGUCUCCAGGAGGGAAUCCUUACCAAUCCAGUAGAGGGAGACAUCGGAGCUGUGUUUGGACUCGGAUUUCCUCCCUGCCUGGGUGGUCCAUUCAGGUUCGUGGACUCCUUCGGUGCCGAGCGUCUCGUCAGUACUAUGCGGCGCUUUGAGGAAGUGUAUGGAAACCAGUUCACGCCAUGCCAGCUCUUACUGGACCACGCUAAAGAUCCCAGCAAGAGGUUCCACAAGUGAUGGAUUUCUCAAAUUUUGCCUUAAGGUAACAAAAAUAUUACAAAUAUCUCUCGGUAUGAGUUAGCUUUAUUUGUAAAAGCAGAAUAUUUGAUACAACUCUUGAAUUGGAUCUAAUGAUCCCAGUUGUGCUCAAUUAAACUCUGGAACCCUGAGGUUUUCAAAGUGGAACAGUAAACUUUCCUUUUAGGGAAUAUAAUAUUUUAGGGGUGUUCCGACCCGAUAUUCAUGUGGGAUGUCUGUCUAUCAGCAAAAAGUGAUAUUGUCUUGCGUUUAAAAUGUCCGAUACAAGCAGUUUGCUGUAUGUUUACUUAUCUAUAUUUAUUUCAAUAAGCACACAGGGUUGUUUUUUCUGCUUUUUUAGUCAAGUCAUUUAUAAAAAGUAAUAAAAAUGGUAGGCAAUAGACUACUUGGAGCUAGCAGCUACACAACAACUUAGCACACAAUAGCACGCAAGCUUGACAUACUGUACAUAAGAAUUGGAUAAUAUUGCAGUCUUAAACGGCACAUUUUUCAAUAUGAACAAGUAUCAAAUGAUGAGAGUUGCAUAUUACUCACAGGUACAAAGAAGAAGCGUAUUAGAAGGUGUUCAGUAAAAAACUUGUCCGCAUCAUUUAACUUACUGCAUCACAAGUUUAGCGUCAUGAAUUAGCGUGGCCUGGAGGUGUUGCCAAAACAAGAUUCCACUCUACUUCAGUUUAAAGAGAGCAAAAAAAUUUGGUAUGGUAAAUUGUCCUAAGUCUAAAAUUUGUAAUACAGUGGGUCUCAGUUUUUUUGAGUGAAAAAUGUGCCAAGAGUGAACUACCAGCUUGAUAAGUCUGAAAGAGAAAAAGAUGAUAGAGUAUUAUCUGCUCACAGAUGCUGCCUGGUGGUUGUUUGAGCACACUGCAGCCAGUCCCACUCAUUAAUGCUUCAGUCACAUGCAGGAUUCUCACAGGAAUGAGGCAAAAAUACAUUACCCUUCUACUGUGCUAUUGUUCUCUGAGAAAUGUUUGUAACAUUCCACACUAAAAUUUAAAAGUAUGUACUAUAGGUAUCGAAGUUGGUCAAUUUCUGUAUCAUAUAGUAAGUGAAAAAGUUGGAUCGAGACACCCCUAAAUCAUUUUUGGAUAUCAGUUUUCUACUAUCCCCAGAUUGUUUAGUUGCUGACUGUAGCAUUUACAAAGCCAUUGAUCCAAACAACUGAAGUUAGCUUAGCAUGUUCAGCAAGAAAAACUAGUUUUUUUUUUAGUUAAGUUAACCAUGUGGGUGGAAUAGGUUUUGUUCCAGUGAAUAUGUUUUUUAAUUGAUCAAAUGCGGUGUUUAUGAACCUUUUAGACACACAAUGAUGUCUUUGUUGUCUCCCUCUGUAUGUAUAGUCGAAAACAACGACAUUCAAUGUUGUCAUCUCUUCGCGCGUUUGUAUUAUUCAACAGGCCUGAAGAUGUUAAUAAUACGUCCAUUCACUCUUUGUUGCGUCACUGUGUUCAACGAUGAAGUCAAAUAAAUGUCAACAAGUAAAUUCAA